This is a messenger RNA of Daldinia childiae, 348 nucleotides long. Its product is annotated as Cytochrome c oxidase assembly protein cox16, mitochondrial. The transcript has 2 exons. The coding region runs from base 1 to 348 and encodes 115 amino acids. Gene Ontology annotation, biological process: mitochondrial respiratory chain complex IV assembly. Lineage: Eukaryota; Fungi; Ascomycota; Sordariomycetes; Xylariales; Hypoxylaceae. The record is from RefSeq and is a predicted model, not a curated record. Gene Ontology annotation, cellular component: mitochondrial inner membrane.
AUGGCGAUAUUUCAAACUAAGAAAUAUCGGAGUGCCGCCGAUGCUGGCACGUUUGCAGCGAAAUAUCGUGCUAUGAUGGCGAAACAUCCGUUCUUGUUAUUUGGGCUGCCAUUCAUGUCCGUUAUUGUAGCUGGAUCAUUUGUACUAACACCUGCCACGGCCGUGCGAUACGAGAAACAUGACAGACGAGUUAGACAAAUGACGCGGGAUGAAGAAUUAGGAGUCGGCAAAACAGGGCGGAGAGUCAAUAUGAAAGACGAAUAUUAUAGGCUCGCUGCGAAAGACAUAGACAACUGGGAACAGAAGCGUGUCAAGAGACUUCCUGGAGAGCACGACGGCGUGUUAUAA